AUGGCAGAUUCCUUGGCUGGUCAACGAGCGAAAAGACAAAAAAUCGACAAACAUGGACGUAUGUCAGCUUUUGAAAGACUAAAACAAUUAAAAGGCAAAGGUGUAAAGAAUAAAUAUGAUGUCGAUGAGUUGGAGAAUGUGUAUGAUACGGUUGAUGAGAAGGAAUACACAGAACGUGUGCUGCAACGUCAGGAAGACGACUGGAUUGAUGAUGAUGAUGGGACUGGCUAUGUGGAGGACGGCAGAGAGAUAUUUGAUGAUGAUGAGGUUGAUGACUCUUAUGAGGCAUCUACUAAGAAGGAAGCUGGUAGAGGUCAGAAGAGAAAAGCAAGGGUUGCACCACCAACAUCUAAAGGAAAUAUUAGAAAUCUAUUAGGAUCAAUGCCCACUAAGAAGAAAGAGGAGGUAAAAAUAUCAGAAGACAAUAUUCUAUCAGACAUAAUGUCGGACUUAGAUGGGAAUGCUUCAUCAACAGUUGUUAAGCCCAAGCCGGUUGCAACAAAGGCUAAUAUAGUGGACUCGAGCAAAAGAGAUGCCCAGAACUACUUCAAGAGUCUCUCUGCCUCUGUGAAGAAACCAAUGGCCACACAACUGACUGAACAACCAGUGAUUAAACAGGACAAUGAAAACCUAGUCAACAAGGAAGUACCUCCAAAGCUAGUUACUGAAAAUGGCAGCACAUCAAAACCUAUUGAAAAACAAGUACAAAAAAAAUCUGAAUGGAAAAUAGAUAAAGAAAUAAAACAGGAACUAGAAGACUCUGCUACUCAGGACAUAGAAGAAUUCCAAACUCAAGAUUUAAAUUUUGAUGAUGACUUCAGCAAUGAUGCUACUCCUAAAAAAUCUGAAGUGAAGAAAGAAGUGUUACCUAGUACAGGGGAGACUAUCACAGAUGUGGCUGAAGAAUUUCUAAAUGAAGAGUUUGAAAUUUUUACAACCAAAAAGGAAUCUUCAAAAGAACUCAAACCUCUUACAAGUACUUGGCCUGAUCAAAUGUGUGAAAAUCAAGUGGUAAAUGUCAAUGUGCAGGUAGACGCUCAGUUGCCACUACAAACUAAUGAGAAUGGAGAUAAAAUUAUGAAGUUCUACUGGCUUGAUGCAUGGGAGGAUAGGUUUGUGAAGCCAGGUGUUGUGUACUUAUUUGGCAAAGUAUAUGUUAAUCCAUCUAAGAAAAAAGAGGGAGCUAUUUCCUGCUGCCUUGUUGUUAAGAAUGUAAAUAGGCAGAUCUUCCUUUUACCCAGAGAAUAUAAACUAGAUCCAGUAACACUAGAACCCACAGACCAAGAGGUGACAAUGAUGGAUAUGUAUGAAGAGUUCAACAGUUCAGUGGCUAGCAACCUCGGUCUCAAGGAGUUCAAGUCGCGCAAGGUCACCAAGAAUUACUGCUUCAACUUGCCUGACAUACCAGCACAGUCUGAUUAUCUUGAAGUCAGAUAUUCUGCUUCAUUCCCGCCGCCGCCUAAGGAAAAGAAAUAUCUUACAUUUUCCCAACAAUUUGGUACUAACACUUCUUCACUAGAAACUUUCUUGCUGGAGAGAAAAAUCAAAGGGCCUUGUUGGUUGGAGAUCAAGCACCCUGAGCAAGUGCAGGCUAAAGUGUCUUGGUGCAAGCUAGAAGUAUCCUGCGAGAAGAUGGAACAUAUCAGCGUUAUUAGAAAUGAUGCGGAUUUAGAACCACCUCCAAUUAUUGUUGCUACUAUAAACAUGAGGACAGCAAUGGAUCCCAAAACAAAGAAGACAAAAAUCUUAAUGCUAAGUUGUCUGUCGCAUACAAACUUUCCAAUACACAAACCUCCGCCGAACCCGCCGUUCCAACAACACUUUUGUAUCAUUACAAAAUGUAACGAAAUCUGGCCGCUAGAUCUGAAGCAGUCUAUCGCUGGAUACAAAGCAACGAAACUAACAAAGUGUGACACUGAAAGGGAGCUACUCAAUUACUUUAUGGUACAGUUCUGGAAAAUGGACCCCGACUUGGUAGUCGGCCAUGACUUGCAAGGGUUCCAACAAGAUCUACUUAUCGGGAACAUUCUCGACCUUCAUAUACCAAACUGGUCACGUCUUGGUCGGCUGAAGAGAUCAGUUCCACCGCAGAGGAAGUUUGCAGCAAAAGAUGCGUUCUUGGGUCGCUUAGUCUGCGACAUCAAAAUAUCUGCAAUGGAGUUAAUUCGGGCGAGAAGUUACGAUCUAGAUACAUUAUGUGUGAGCAUACUCAAGAUGAAAGAAGGAGAACGCGUGGACGUCGCUCUCGAAGACGUAUCUCGCUACUACGAAAACAGCAGAGAUCUUUUCCAGCUUGUUUCACUUAGCAUGCAAGACGCUUCAUACAUACUCAAAAUAAUGUGUGAAUUGAACGUCAUACCACUAGCAUUACAAAUCACACAAAUCGCUGGCAAUAUAAUGUCUCGAACUUUGCUGGGAGGAAGAUCGGAGAGAAACGAAUUCCUUUUACUCCAUGCCUUCACAGAGAAAAAUUAUAUCGUCCCUGAUAAAGUUUAUGGUAAAAAAGCUGCAGCGGAUGAUGAUAACGAGGAGCAAGAAGGAAAUAAUACUGUUUCUAAGAAGCAAGGCAAAAAGAAAGCCGCCUACUCAGGUGGUCUUGUAUUAGAUCCUAAAAAAGGUUUCUACGACAAACUCAUUCUACUAAUGGACUUCAAUUCCUUAUACCCUAGCAUUAUUCAAGAGUACAACAUUUGCUUUACAACUAUUAAGAGAAAAGUUGCUUCCAGUUCAGAUGAUGACGUGGCCAAUCUUGUGUUGCCGACAUCGAAUACAGAUCUCGGUGUGCUUCCCACGCAAAUCCGAAAACUCGUCGAAAGCAGACGCGAAGUGAAGAAAUUAAUGAAAACACCCGAUUUGUCACCCGAACAGUACAUGCAGUACAAUAUAAGACAAAUGGGGCUCAAACUAACGGCAAAUUCCAUGUACGGUUGUUUAGGUUUUACACACUCACGGUUUUACGCGAAGCCCCUGGCCGCACUUGUCACAAUGAAGGGCAGAGAAAUCCUCCUAGAUACCAAAGAAAUAGUCCAAAAAUCAAACUAUGACGUCGUCUAUGGCGACACUGAUAGUUUAAUGAUAAACACCAACUGUCUAGAUUACGAUAACGUUUUCAAAAUAGGCGUCGAUUUGAAGAAAGAAAUAAACAAAAAAUAUAAACAAAUCGAACUCGAUAUCGACGGUGUAUUUAGAUACCUUUUGCUCUUAAAGAAAAAGAAAUACGCUGCCGUACUGAUGAGUAAAAAUAAAAACGGUGAGUUUGUACUAACUCAGGAGCAUAAAGGGUUGGACAUAGUUCGCCGUGAUUGGUCACAGCUGGCCGCCGAAGCCGGUAAAUUCAUUUUAAGUCAAAUACUUUCCGAACAGUCGGCGGACGAAAGACUCGAGAGUAUUCAAAUACACCUCAAUAAGUUGAAGGAGGAUUUAAUGAGCGGUAAAAUGCCACUCUCUAUGUUGACUAUAACAAAGCAAUUGACGAAAAAUCCUAACGAAUACGCAGACAAACACACCCAACCACACGUGCAGGUCGCUCUAAGAUUGAAUAAUAAGAAUAGUAGAAGAUUUAAGAAAGGUGAUGUGGUCCCUUACAUCAUCUGCGAAGACGGCACUGCCAAUUCGGCAACGCAGAGAGCUUAUCACAUAGAAGAGCUAAAGAACUCUGAACACCUCAAAGUAGAUUUUACGUAUUACUUAGCGCACCAAUUACACCCUGUCAUAUCUAGAAUAUGCGAGCCGAUCGAGGGUAUGGACCCCGCUCGAGUCGCCGACUGCCUCGGUCUAGAUCCGUCCGGCUACAGACAAAUCGUCAGAAGGGAAGCCGCGAACACCGACACGUAUGAAGUGGAAAACGAACAAGAGAAGUACAGACAGUGUAAAGACUUCACGUUCGUGUGCGUCGGCGAAAAUUGUAAAACUGUGAAUAAAAUAAGGGAGAACAUUGUGAAAUUGGACAAGGAGAGUGUGACGUUUUUAGAUAAGUGUCAGAACGAUAAGUGUAGUUUGAGGCCGGUGGAUUACCUGGCUAGCGUUCAGAAUCAGCUGAGCCUGCAGAUAAGGCAGUACCACGCGCAGUACUACGCAGGCUGGCUGUCGUGCGAGGACCCGGCCUGCGCUCAGCGCUCCGUGCGUUUGCCGCAGAGCUUCGCGGGCGGCUACCCGCUCUGUCGUCUCUGCGAGAAGGGGGUCAUGUUCAGAGAGUACACGGAGAAAGACCUCUAUCUACAGAUUAAUUUCUUCAUGUUUCUCUUCGAUCUCACCAAAAAUAAUAAUACAAAAAUACGCAUAUCUACUCAAACUGCGAAUGCAUUUCAACAGCUGAAAGAAAUGGUAGAGGACUGGCUGGCACAGUCUGCUUACUCCAUUAUAAACUUGUCUAAGCUAUUCAGGUUCUUCACUCUGGACAGUAAAGCUAGACAAGUGAAGUCAGAGCCGAUCGAGAUCGAUAUUGUACCAGAGACUGAACAAAUAGAUGCUCUCCUAGAAAUGGGGACCUACUAG
Arctia plantaginis is the source of this 4494-nucleotide messenger RNA. The record is from the annotation of a GenBank genome assembly. Lineage: Eukaryota; Metazoa; Arthropoda; Insecta; Lepidoptera; Erebidae.